AAUGUGGUAAAAUAAUUGUUUCUAAGUAUAGCUUAUGGGAUUUACAUGCGAAUAAAUGUCCUUUUAUUAUCGGAAUAGGCUCCAAUAUGAAAAAAAAAUUAGCUGGGGUUGGAAGUAGGGCCAGCAAUUCAGCAUUUUCAGACUGUAGAAUCUUUUUUCGGAUAACCGACCCUAGUAACCCUAGUGGCCCUAAAUCUUAUUUUUUCCUAAGGACAAUAGGGACAUUAGGAACAAAGAUAGAAGAAAGAAAUCAAAAAGCUCCAGAAAGUCAAAAGGCCGGCCCUAGUAAUAACCCCAACGGAUCAACAAUCAUCUGUGAUUCCACUCAUCAUUGUGUGGGUCCACUUUCUAAAAGCACAUCACCACCUCCCUCCUCUGAUUAUGGCAAGAUCAACAAAGAGGGUUUGGCACUUAUUGAGAAAUUUGAAGGCUUUAGAGAGAAUUUUUAUACAGAUCCAUCGAAUCAGGGUAUUAAAACCAUUGGCUUUGGUCAUGCUUGCCAUGUUGAUCCAAACAAGUGCAACAAUAUUCAUCCUCCGAUCACUCGUGCUCAAGGAGAGGUUAUUCUCUUGAAUGAUUUAGUGACGUUUGAAAAGUGUGUUACCUCGCUUACCACUUUUAAAGUCAACUCUAAUCAAUUUUCCGCGUUGGUCUCACUUUCCUUUAACAUUGGCUGUCCUGCCUAUCAAGAUUCCACAUUACGCAAACUUCUUAAUGCUGGUAAUACUAAAGGUGCAUCUGGAGAAUUUGGAAGGUGGGUUUAUAGCGGCAAAAAAGUAUUGGAUGGUUUAGUUGCUCGCCGUCAAGCCGAGAGGAAUCUAUUUUGCAAAAAUGGUGGAUGCUAA
Molecule: messenger RNA, 845 nt
Organism: Acaulospora morrowiae
Lineage: Eukaryota; Fungi; Glomeromycota; Glomeromycetes; Diversisporales; Acaulosporaceae
Source: the annotation of a GenBank genome assembly